Molecule: messenger RNA, 2522 nt
Organism: Microcebus murinus (gray mouse lemur)
Lineage: Eukaryota; Metazoa; Chordata; Mammalia; Primates; Cheirogaleidae
Source: RefSeq, a predicted model, not a curated record
GCCCGGGGGCGGUGGCCCGGCGAGGGAGCGCGGCAGCGGCUCAAGGGCGGCCCGAGGCCUGAGGCCCAGCGCAGUGAUGUCUGAGCUCAGCGAUGAGGCCAGCGAGCCGGAACUCCUGAACCGCAGCUUAUCCAUGUGGCACGGGCUGGGGGCGCAGGUCAGCAAGGAGGAGCUGGACGUGCCCUUGGACCUUCACACAGCCGCGUCCAUCGGCCAGUAUGAAGUGGUGAAGGAAUGUGUGCAGCGGAGAGAGUUAGAUUUGAAUAAGAAGAAUGGUGGUGGCUGGACCCCGCUGAUGUAUGCCUCCUACAUUGGACACGAUACCAUCGUGCACCUGCUGCUCGAGGCAGGGGUGAGUGUGAAUGUGCCGACCCCGGAAGGGCAGACUCCACUGAUGCUGGCCUCCAGCUGUGGCAACGAGAGCAUCGCCUACUUUCUCCUCCAGCGUCACGGCCUGGAGGGCGCCUGCCCUGCGCAGAGGAGACGAGGCUGUAACACACGUUCUGUGUUCUCUUGAAGCAAGGUGCUGAACUAGAGAUGAAGGACAUUCAAGGCUGGACUGCCCUCUUCCACUGCACCAGUGCCGGGCACCAGCAGGUGGUCAAGUUCCUUUUGGACAAUGGAGCAAAUGCCAACGUGAGGGAGCCAAUAUAUGGAUUUACUCCUCUGAUGGAAGCAGCUGCUGCUGGUCAUGAAAUAAUCGUGCAGUAUUUUCUGAAUCACGGAGUCAAAGUGGACACGAGAGACCAUAGUGGAGCCACAGCCCGGAUGCUGGCCAAGCAGUAUGGACACAUGAAGAUCGUGGCCUUGAUGGACACUUACUCACCCUCUCUGCCCAAGAGCCUCUAUUGGAGCCCAGAAAAAUAUGAAGAUCUAAGUUCUUCGGAUGAAUCCUACCCUGUUCCUCAGAGACAGAGGCCCUGUAGGAAGAAGGGCCUCAGCAUCCACGAGGGUCCGCGUGCCUUGGCCAGGAUCACGGCCAUUGGACUUGGAGGCAAGACCCCACGGCCCAGCUGUGAGCAGGUGCCUCCACGGGGCUAUGUCACCUUCAACAGCAAUGAUGAGAACCCCCUGGAAGCGGAAGGCCUCUGCUAUCGGGACGUCACCUCCCCAAUCAAUGACCGGGACGUGGAGAGCAGCAGCAGCAGCAGCCGGGAAGAGCAAGAGCGUGCUUUCUGUGCCAGCCUCGGGGCCAUCCGGAGCAGCAGCAGCAGCGAGGGCCUGGCCAGAGCCCAGGGUCUCAGCAGCGAGGCCUCCGUGGAGAGCAAUGAGGACUCAGAUCAUGCACGUAAAAGCUCAGUUCGCAAACAAACUAAAAGUUAUGUGAAGACUAAGAAUCGUUGCGGCCAGUGGCUUCCCAGCACUGGGUCUUCCGGGGCAGUUUGCACCUCAGGAUCUGUCCCCCAAACUGAGAGGUUCCCCUAUUCUGGACCCCAGGACCUUGCUGCGCUGCUGGAGCAGAUCGGGUGUCUCAAGUACCUGCAGGUGUUUGAGGAGCAGGACGUGGACCUCCGCAUCUUUCUGACCCUCACUGAGAGCGACCUGAAGGAAAUCGGCAUCACGUUGUUUGGGCCCAAAAGGAAGAUGACCUCUGCCAUCGCCCGCUGGCACAGCAGCGCCCGCCCGCCCAGUGAUGCGCUAGAGCUGGCCUACGCCGACCGGCUGGAGGCCGAGAUGCAGGAGCUUGCCAUCCAGCUGCACAAGCGCUGUGACGAGGUGGAGGCCAUGCGGGGCCAGGUGUCCCAGGAGCAGGAGCUGCGGGCCGUGGUGGAGAGCUGCCUGCUAGAGCAGGACGGGGCCCGAAAGGACAUCCAGGCCCAGCUGCAGGAGACCUGGGCCCUGGCCCAAGAUGCCACCCUCAUCCUGGACCAGCUGCGAGCCUGUCAGUCUGAGCUGUCCGCCCGAGUGAGGCAGGACCAGUCCCCUGGUGCAGCUGCCCUGGGCCCAGCCUUCCCCCGGUCGGACUCCAAAGGCUGGCAAGCAUCCCUGCAGGCCAUGAGCCUGCCCGAGCUGUCGGGCACCCUGGAGGACCGUGUACAUGAGAUGGGGCGAGCGCUGUGCUCCGUGACCCAGAGCCUGGAGAAGCUGCAGGUGCUGAGCAGCAAGGAGAAGUGGCGGGAGCCCUAGCCCAAAGGGACGAAUCUGACGUUGGGUGACUGAUCCACCCUGAAGCUGUGUGUCAGGAAGUCGGGAGGGCCACGCGCAGGUGGCUGCAGCAAGCAGCACGGCCCAGAGGGGGCCAGAGGAUCAGGCCCCGGGAGCAGCCGGCAGACACAAGCAGGACAGGGACUGCGGCCCAUGCCAGGCAGCUUGGGCCAGCACUGAGGCAGGACGAGGGCCUGUCGCCCAGAACCUGGUGGUAAGGCCCAGAGCUUGUGGCCUGGCCUGGUCUAGGCCAGGCAGGGCCUUGUGGGGAGAGAGUGUCCCCAAUACAUGGGUGCAAGAGGCUUGACCUUAUGAGAACCGGGGCACCCAGAAAAUGUUAUCUGUUGGAAAAAUAAAAUUUAUGGUCAGCUGGUGAA